AUGAAAAGUGCAGCCAAGACUAAGGAUAAAGAAACGCAGACUGACCCUGUAAUUAUCCUCCCAGUAUUUGCGUAUUCAAAUGUAUUUGACUCUCCUCCUACAGCAGCCGUAGCUGACAACGCUUAUGAAAUUAGGAAUUAUAUUUCAUGUCCAACGAAUUACGUCGAUCGUUACAAAACAGCACCAUGGAGAACUAUCUUCCACGUCGAACCAGGAUACAUCGAAGCUGAUUAUCGGGAUGUUGUACAAGAAGAAAAACCGUUGCAACUGUACAAGCCCAUUUACGUAGCAAUUAAAGGAGAUGAAUCGGAAACAUGGGAAGUUGGCGAUGAAUUUGAGUUCAUUCGCGAGAGUUUGUACACCGCAGAUGAGAUCGUGCUUAGACAUUUGCGUACGUUAAAAAAUGUAACUAUAAGCAAAUCAAUCGUCGAACUGGAUGUUGAAACGCCUCUGAGAUUAGGUAUUCGAGACCGUGGCACAGUUGAAUGCUGUCUAUUAAAAUCUAAUGUAGAGUUUUCGUAUUUAAUACGUCGAAGCGAUCUAGAUGAAAAUGUUUUUGUACUGAGCGUUAAUCAGCCGAAAAAGCAGAAAGAUACCCUGUUAUCUCAUUACGUGAUUCGAGUCAAUAAAGAAAACCAACGAUUCUACUUAGAACAAGAACCAAAGUUACGUACUCGAUUUUUUCCGACAUUCAAGAAGAUCAUAAAUGACUCUCAAGUACGAAAAAUGAUACCACUUUCGAAACCUUUAGAUCGUGAUUUGAUCAUAAAUGAAAAUGAAUUAUGGCAAAUAGAUUACAGUCAGUUAAAACUUGAAAAAAAAAUAGGUGAGGGCAAUUUUGGUGAGAUAUUUAAAGGAAUAUGGGAGAGAAAUAAGGACGAGAAACCUGUUGAAAUAGCAGUUAAACGAUUGAUUGUGACGGAUGAAUCGUCAGACGAGUUUGCUCGAGAAGUCCAAAUGAUGAAAUUUCUGCGAAACGAUCAUCUUGUAUCCUUGCUAGGAAUAUCGUUAGAUCCGAUAACAAAUCAAAAGUUAAUGAUAACAGAGUUUAUGCAAGACGGGGAUUUGAAGAAUUGGUUAGAAAGACAAUCGAAAUUGCCCCCAAAUGAAGUUCUAAUUGAUUACUGUUUGAACAUAUGUCGCGGAAUGUCGUAUUUAGAAAAACGACACUACACUCACUGUGAUCUAGCCUGUCGAAAUGUGUUGUUACGCGGAAAACAAGUAAAAAUAGCCGAUUUCGGCAUGACAAGAAUUAUUAAGGAAAAAGAGUAUAAAAUAAAAUCACUUCCAGUUCGUUGGUCAGCACCAGAAGUGUUGGACUCUAGCGGUUCCAAGUUCACAACGAAAUCCGACGUUUUUGCGUUUGGCAUAUGCAUGAUUGAAAUAUGGACGAAAGGAAACCUGCCAUAUGCUACAUUACCAAAUCAUAAAGUCAUCGAUAAAGUGAGACAGGGAGAUAUACACGAACGACCUGAUACCUGUCCACAAGUAUAUUAUGAUGGUAUUAUUAAAAAAUGUUUCCAUUUCGAGCCAGAUGCUCGUCCGUCAUUUCGACGAUUAGUGGUUGUAUUCAAAGCAAUACGUUCAGAUAAAUUUGAAAGUGAAGAUGCCAGUGUUAAAUCAAAUAUGAAUAAAUCAGCUCCUCAGUCUACUCGUUUACCUGAGGCGAUUUAUCCAACUAAUGACUUGCUUUACAAAACGGUAACUAACAAAAAUGAUGCUAAGGAAUCUCAUUAUAUUACAGGAUUAUCUCCAGAAAAUCAACUAGAAUUGAACUACGAACCCUUUGUGUAUGCACCACCACUGCUACCAAGAAACCCAGUAACAUUGAACUAUGCAUCGUCUAACGUAUAUGCACCACCACUGCCACCAAGAAACCCAGUAACAUUGAACGAUGAUAAUCUUAAGUCCUACAGAACCGAUAAAAUCUAUGAUAAGCGACAGACUACUGAGCAAAUGUCCAAUAAACAGUCCAGUUAUGAUCGUGUCGCACGAUCCGACACAAUAAACAAAGAAUUUAAUCCAUAUGUUUCCGCAUUAAGUCUCUCUAAGUCUGUUUUGAAUGGAAAGAAGAGUGGUGAGACAACGAAACGCCUGUUAAAGCGUGAACCAACUGCUCGCGAAUCAACAAAUGAACGGAAAUCAAAUAAGCCAGUGACACCAGAAACUGUUCGAAAAGGACCACGUGGAGUUUGGCUUUGA
Molecule: messenger RNA, 2202 nt
Organism: Didymodactylos carnosus
Lineage: Eukaryota; Metazoa; Rotifera; Eurotatoria; Philodinida; Philodinidae
Source: the annotation of a GenBank genome assembly